Messenger RNA from Gadus chalcogrammus (walleye pollock), 6042 nucleotides. RefSeq names its product niban apoptosis regulator 2a (gene niban2a). The transcript has 14 exons. The coding region runs from base 409 to 2934 and encodes 841 amino acids. NCBI's taxonomy places the organism in Eukaryota, Metazoa, Chordata, Actinopteri, Gadiformes, Gadidae. The record is from RefSeq and is a predicted model, not a curated record.
UUGUAUGUGUGUGUGUUCACCUCGAAGCAAAAAAAAUAAUUGGCCAGCCUCCUGCUUUUAUUUUUUUGGUGUACGAGUCCCACGAGCGCUCCCCCCCCUUCCCGCCACAACCCCUCCGCGCCACACAACACAACCACCUUGGUGGCACGAGAGAGUGGAUGCAACCAGGGCGCGCGCGUCAAGGAUCUUUAAAGGCGCUCAAUUCGGACGAUUGCUCGUGAGGAGGAAAAACGAUUUAACGAUUGGUUCGUGAAAAACAAAAACGUGGAGCGUUUUUUUUUUGUCCCUCAACCACUCCAGUGGUGGAGUAUUAUAGUGUACGUUUUCUAACGUCCUCUUCGCCCCCUUCGUCUGGGGUGCCCAACUCGGUGAGGAUAUCUUUACGCAGCGGAGGUUUCUCUCGUAACAAUGGGGGACGUCGUGUCUUCGCAUCUGGACGAAGGCAAGCGGGAGAUAAUUACAGCUCGCACCAGAGAUGUGAUGCGGGAGUUUGGGGAGACCUACCAGCAGCAGUAUGCGGUGGCGCUCUUCAACAGCGUGCGCUACGAGAUAGAGGGAGGAGGCACGCAGUCCCAGCUGCUGCACCGCAAGGACCCCCUGGUGGACCGGUCCAUCUUCUCUGGGAACCUCUUCCAGUACCUGGAGGAGAACAGGAAGUGGAGGAACCGCUUCGUCUUCGUGGCGAGCUCCUACUCCAUCAGCCUCUACGAGAGCAAGACGGCUCAUGACCGCAGCCUGCACCCAAAGGUCACCAUCAACUGUGCCGGAUACAGAGCCCUCAAGUCGAUGGAGGAAUACAUGGACCUGGUCAAUAACAGCCUGCCAGGGGUGAAGGCGCGGCCCAGCAGCAGUCCCUUUGUGAAGUGUGCCACCCAGUUCCCCCUGAUCCUGUGGCACCCGUACGCACGGCACCACUACUUCUGCGUCAUGACGGAGAAGGAGCAGACCAAGUGGCAUGCCGUGCUGCAGGACUGUGUCCGGCACACCAACAACGGUCUCUCAGAGGACUGCAAGGUCCUGACCCCCGCCUUCACCGACGCCGUUCGGCUCCACAGGCAGGCCAAGGGCCACUACGGCACCUGGGACAUGAUGUGUGGAGGACCCCCGCAGAUCCUAGCUAACCUGGUGAUGGAGACUCUCCAUCCAGAGAUGAGGAGUCUGAUCGCUCACAGACUCAAAGGGAAGCUUCAGCAGAAACAGAGACACUGGAUGCUGAUCUCCGACGCGCUGUACAAGCAGGUGCUGCGCCACACCCGGGCCCACUACGAGGCGCUGGUCCAGAGCUGCGAGGUCCAGAGGCCCGCGUUGGACGCGGGGCUGCGGACCGACAUGGACCAGAUCAUCGCCUCCAAGGACCACGUCCAGGGGAAGAUGAGAGCGCUGGUGCUGCCCAGGGCGGAGCAGCUCCUGCUGGCCAGUGUGAAGCCGUACGUGGACUCCAUCCUGGAAGCUCUGAUGGAACCCACCAGCAGGGGCUUCUCGGAGGUCAGGGACGUCUUCUCCAGGGAGCUGGUGGAGGUCAGCAAGAACACCCUGAACGGAGGAGGCAAGGAGCUGCUGGGAGAGCAAAUGGAGAGGCUGUCCAUGCUGGCCUUCCACCCGGUGAAGAUGCAGAGCUGCUAUGAGGAGGUGGAGCAGCUGAACCUGGACGGACUGCAGCAGCGCUUCGACGUCUCCAGCCCCUCCGUGUUCGUCCAGAGAGCCCAGAUCCUGAUGAGAGAGCAAAUGGACAACGCGGUGUACACGUUUGAGCAGCUGCUGAACCAGUCCCUGGAGGGCCAGGGGGACGAGGACCUGUGUAAGACCAUCCAGAAGUGUGAGGACCGGGUGCUGAAGAAAUACGACUACGACAGCAGCACGGUGCGCAAGAAGUUCUUCCGAGAAGCUCUGCUGCAGAUCAUCAUCCCCUACAUGCUCAAACAUCUGUCUCCCUCCUGCACUGCUGAGCUUCCUAAAUUCAAGGAGCUCAUCUUUGAGGACUUCUCUCGCUUCCUAUUGGUGGAGAACGUCUUUGAGGAGGUGGUGCUGCACUCUGUCACCAAGGACAUCAUGAUGGCGGUGAAGGAGGCGGCGGUGCAGCGGCGCCACAACCUGUACCGGGACAGCAUGGUGCUGACCAACAGCGACCCCAACCUGCACCUGCUGGGGGAGUCGCCCUCGGUGGACUGGUCCACCAAGUUCUCCCCGGACGACCCGGAGGGGGAGGGGGAGAGCGGGGCCCAGGACGAGGGCCCCCGGGGCGGGCUGGCGGCGGCCAAGAGGCGGCGGCAGGUGGUGUCCAUGAUCCAGCUGGACGGGGUCCCCCUGGCCUACGAGUCCUGCAUGGAGGUGCCCGGCGUGGAGGGCAUCCCGGAGGAGGAAGGCGAGGACUACGGCAUGCGCUGCAAACUAGGGACGGAGGAGGAGGAAGACGACGACGACGACGAGGCCAGGAUGCUUCCCCGGACCCCCAAGUCCCCCGACAGCGUGCACGAGAUCCGGGGUCUGAUCAACCCUGUGGUGGAGGUGGAGCACCCGGAGGCGGAGGAGGGCGGGACCAAUGGGGCGGAGCCGGUGUCGGCUACCGUCCUAUUGGAGGACGGCUCGGUGGAGGAGGUGAGGUCGGUGACCACCCUGGUGGAGGGGGGUGACCAGCGGAGGGUCUCGCCGCAGGACAUGAUGAAGAGGCUCAUGGGAAAAGACAGGAAACAGGAAGUGACCGACAUCGAGCAGGCCAUACAGGAAAUAGAUCUCGCCGUGCAGGAAGGCGGGAAGGACACGGAUUUAGAGGCCGAUUUGGGGCAAACUUCGUCGAAGACCAAUGAGGGUUUGAACGAGGUAGGCCCCCAGCCAAUCAGAAACGGUCUGACAGGAGGGGACGGAAAUGGCGAAGAGGUGGAAAACUUUGGGGAGAAGGUAGCUGUGCAAAUCUCCGACGUCGUUUGUGAAAUUUAAGAAAUUCAUUAAUUACCUUUCAUCAAAAAAGGUAAAUCCUAAGCAAGGACUUUAAUUUGCAUAUAUCUUCAGUCUUAUCUUUCAAAACUAUGCGUGGCUACAUUUCUAGGUUUUGAAAUCGUACAAACGUUUGUCUUAUUUAUAACACUAAAUGCUUCACUUGGAAUUCAAUUACAUCUGAUGUGGUAUCUACUGUUAGAUUCUUUAAAUACUUAGCAUUUCAGAAACCUUUUAAGUUUCCUUUAUAAAAGUACUUUCAACGACAGUACAGGGAUUUAAUAUAUAUACUGCCAGCUGAUUGGCUGAUAGUUAGCAGCGUUAACAGCAGGUGUACAAGUGAGCCUAGUGGCAUAUGAGAGUAUCUACAUCCUGUGUGGACAGCUAACAUGGUGAGCAAUGUUCAAAAAGGCCACUUUACGGCGUCUAACAAAGCAGUCAUAGAGGGAUCUCUCACUAUUAGGUUUCAAAUACAUUUUCAAAGCGGUUUCUUUCGUCUGAUCCUUAGGGUGUAUGAUAUAUAUUCUACUAAACGUACGGCUUUCUGUUGGUAUCAUUUCCCCCUCGCUGUGACUUUAAGUUGCCUCCUGUUCGAGUAUCGACACAUUGUUGAUGUGAUUGUGGUCGGAUUGUAUUGAAAUGACUGCUUAGUGCUUUAUAUGGAGUGAGUGCGGUUAGGGUAGAGGGAUGUGUUUGACUAAAUGUUCAUUUGUCAACGAUAAAGGACGCAGUGAAAAAGAGGCAUUUAAGGGAUGAGUUGAUAUUGAACUUCAAGUUAGGACAGGGGGUCAUGUGAAUCUAGUUGUUUUGUAAGAUGAAUUACUAGCAAAGCACACACAAUGAUUUGUAACUGGAACUAUAUGGCAAGCACAUUUUCACGCUCAAUAAUUAACCCUGUUUGUGACUAAUUACUGGUCAAUUACUGGUAAAUUGUUUUAUUAAAUUUCAAUGGUGAACUUGGAAAGGAUAAAAGUGAUGGAUAAAUAACCAAAGGAAGAUGAGGAUGGUUAUCCCCGGUGUGAACCAACAGGAGGCGCUGGAGCUAUUAGCUGUAGCUCUCCAUUUUGUCUGUCAUCUACUACUGGCUUUUCUCGUUCUGAGGCGGGUUUAACAUAAUCAUUCUGUAAUAGCGUUACUUGCAGGGGAAAUUGUACAUUUCUAUCCAUCUUGUCCCCAUAAGAGACUCCUCUUUGUGUGGAAGACACUUUUUAAGAUCUUUCUACUGGCCUUGUUAUUGUUGUCUAUGCAGGAAAACUGGGUGUAAAUGGUUUUGUAUAACCGACUGUUACGUCAUUCAUCACAGCUUUAGACACAGGUUUCAAUUCCCUCAAACAACUUCCCUCUUGAUUUUUAAAGAACCCAUUGGAAACUAUACUUUGUGAUUAUGAGCUUGCAUAAAUAACUGAUGACUCGUUAACUUGUUUAUUUAUUAUAUAAAUUAUACAGUGGAGGUCUCUCUCUUUUGUCCACGUCACUUCUCUUUGCCUUUUUUGUUUUCGAUCGUAUUCAUUGUACAUGUAUGGAUGAAUUGCAUUACAUAAUUAUGUAUUAAUGGAAUAAACAUACCGAUUACAGCAACUUUACUGCCUCAAGUUACAGCCCAGUAUCUUAUGGAAUCACAAAUAUCUUCCUGAAUUUACAUAUGCGCAUCUCCUUGUUCCUUCAUAGGUUGGCCUGAUAUUAUGUACCAUGUUGACACAAUCUAUACCAAGUCAAUAAAGACAACCCAAACGUGGGACUGAGGGCCUAUAUCUUUAUACAACACAGUGCAGCUGAACCUUGUGGGUGCAGAGACCUACCGUGUUCCUGGCCGUUCACAAGACUUUCGAUCACGUGUUCAGUGGUCCUAUUGCCUGCUACUUAUUAGUUGUUUAAUAUUUAUAUUUAUAUUGAAGUUUCCCCACUGUCACUGUUCAAAUGUGCAUAUCAAAUAUUUUCAGAAAAAAACCCAUAAAAUCUAUAUUUUAAGAUGACAUGAAACAGCCUCAAAGCUGCGGUCAAGUUUCUACCCAUACAUGGAAAAGAGAAACUUGAAAGAAGAUAUUAAAAGCUGCAUCAAAAAAAAGUUUUUAUUUUAAAAAUCAUUAAAAACACUGGCAGUCGGGCAUUGGUAGGAUCAUUAAAACAAACAUCCUACAUUCACGCACACUCCUUUUUUCAUGGAAAUCUAGCAGGUGCAAGUCAGGCUAUCCCCUCAUUCAUGUUCCCAGGCCAGGGCUACCUGGGUAACAAAGGUCAGACCCAGAGGUCUUUGCUGUUGCCCUAACUACUAACAGUAGUGAUCCAUUGGUGCUUCAUGACGGUCCAGUCAUCAGCUUGUGCACAUAAAACAAACAUACAAAAUGUAGUUCUAUAGUAGGCCUACGCUGUAUGCGUAGAUAUUGCCAUGUUAGUAAAAUAACAUUUUAAAAAUGAUUCAGUGUUUGAGGAAAAGUAAUUCUAUCAACUAUCGUUCUACACGACAGAAGUGUAGUAAAGACUAUGAUUUAAAAAAAAUAAUUAAGAGAAAUUCAGAAAAAUUCACAACCCUAAAUGGCAACUGGAUUCUCUAUUUCAUCGUCUCGUAUUUCCGAUCAAGAAAAUACUUGACAAACCAACCUACAGUAAACCUUUCUGCUCAGUUUUCAAAUCCAGGGUGGAUCCAGGAAUAAGCCCAAGCCAUACCGCAAUAGUUCCAACUGUGGAUCUGUCAAGUUACAUUUUAGCCCAGGAAUUAGCCCAGGUAGUUCAGGUGGUUGAGAUCCGUCCGAUUAAAGGGUAGGCCAGGAAGUAGCCUAGGCCUGCGCCAAACAGGACACCCAGAAAGAUCCAUACAUUGUAGGACAUGACACAUAGCAUUAGCAUGUAGCUCAUGGCCACCUGGAGAACAUGGAGAGCUGUCUGGACGCUGUGUAGCAUCCACCUGCAGAAGAAGAUUGAAAACACAAUAGUUAGCCUGAUAUUUACUUUAUACCCCUGGCAGCUAAUUAAUGACAUGUAUCUAAUCACAGUCAAUAGGACCACCUUAAUGACUGGUCUCUGUAUUCACUGUCGAUGUCUUAUCUGCUACUUAAUGCCUUGUCCGUGUAUUCACUGUUUAACCCUUAUCUGCUCCCCUCUGUCUAACCCUUC